UAGCGCCAACCGAUCGAUGCAACUGUCGUCAAGCUCCUUCGCCCUGCUCACAAAACACGUCAACGCCAACAGCAAGCAACACCCACGACCCAACGCGUGACGACAGCAUAAUGGGCAGACGAAAGACUUUUCUGGACGAGUACGCAUCCGACUCCGACAGCGGCAGCGGCGACGAAGACGAGGUCCUUCUCCCCGGCGCGACCCAGGACGAACAAGAUGAAGCAAAUCAAUUUGCCGGUCGCGGUGGCCACCGACACAAACGGCGACGGACGGGGAAGGAAGCGCGAGAGGCGGUGGCACUCGGAGUGUUUGGCAGUGAGAGUGAGGAUGAGAGGCCCGGAAGGGGCGGCGCGUGGAAAUCGAAGAAUUUAAGAAGUCGUGGAAUGGGCUUCGUUAGUGCUGGGCAGAACGUUGAGGAGGAGGAUGAUGAUGAGGAGAUUGACUAUGAAGAGGAGGCGAGAGUGAAGACUAGUAGCGGGCUGGGGUUUUCGGGGGCAAAAGCUACGGAGGAAGAAGAGGAAGAGGAAGAGGACGAGCGACCGACGUUGGGACUGGGUGCCAGAGGGAAUCAUUUUGUGCCCCCGAGCUUCCAACCGGCGGCGACGCAGGAUGAAGACAUGAUGGAAGAAGACUAUUUCGUACCACAGGACCGACCACGGCUCGGUCUGGGCGGCCGCGCAUUCAGCAAGCAUAACAGAGGUCUCGAUGCCGGUGCGGGAUCUAGCGGCGAAUCGGCGGCGGCUUCGGGAACCUCUACCCCUCGGUCCAUCGACGCGCACUCGGGUCUAGGCUUCCGGCCGGGUGCUUCCACGCCCGAAGCUACCAGUAGCACACUACAGAACCCGGCGCCUUUCGGUAGAGGAUUCGUUUCCUCCUCAGCAGCAGCACGGGCUGCGACUCCUAAGUUCAAUCCAGCAGCGCCAUCUUACGAAGCACCCCCUGUUGUACGCCCUAGCGCGUUUGGCACACCAGAUCCAACCGGACGGAAGAGCAAAGGCAAAGGUCGUGGAAAUGACUCCGAUGGGAUACUCGCUGUGAAUCCUAACAGUUUUGCCGCAAGGAUGAUGGCAAAGAUGGGCUACAAGACGGGGGAAGGUCUCGGAAAGGCCGGUCAGGGUCGACUCGAGCCGGUAGCACCCAAAGUGAGACCUCAGGGUGUUGGUGUCGGUGCGGUCAGGGAAAUGUCAGAGCAGGAGAAGAAAGAGGCUCGGAGGGCAGCUCUUCUGCGAGGAGAGAUCUUGUCGGACAGCGAGGAAGAGAAGAAGAAGGCACGGAGGAAGAAGCAUGCUGGGUCUACCGAAACCACACCCAGCUCGACACCGUUGAGGAUCAGGAAGGAGAAGACGAGGUUUAAGACGGCAGAAGAGAUUUCGGCGAGUGUUGAGGGCUUGGAGAUUCCAUCAUCGCUGAAAAACAUCAUCGAUUUCACCGGCAAAGAGCAGAAGCUUUUGUCGUCGGCUACUGGACUCAUGGUGCAGGCGCCGUCGAUGGACGACGAGAACACGAAACUCGCAAAGAUGGCAAGGAGAGACUUGGAAAGCUUCGCAGGGGAGUGGAAGGGACUACAAGAUCGAAAAGCAUUCAUCGAUAAGGAGGAAUCGCGACUUGGUGCUGAGAUUGAUGCGCAGGUUGCCGAGUUGAAACGGCUGGACGACAUGGUCAACAUUGCGAAGACACUGCAAGCCUUGUCGCUGCAGCGAACAGCCGGGUCCGAGGCUAUAGAGGCACUUGUGGUUCAGCUUGAAAUGCUACAGGUAGAGUUCAAGAACGAGAUUGAAAGUCACGACUUGUCCGACCUAGCUGUUUCCGCGUUGCAUCCAUUGUUCAAAGCAGAGCUAGCAGAUUGGCAACCUCUCAAGGAUCCUUUCAUGUAUCGAGACUAUUUCCGCCGUUUAAGCAGAGUCUUUGCUAUCCGUUCGAGAGAAGAUCUUGAAUACGAGUAUUCCAAGAACGGGUUUAUUGAACGCAGCAAAUACGCAACACCAUACGAGAGCAUGAUUUUGACUCUGUGGCUCCCUAAAGUGCGUGCAGUCAUCAACAACGAGUGGGAUGUCCACAAGCCGGCACCGGUCAUAUCCCUCCUCGAUAUUUGGAGUUCUGUAAUCCCAUCUUACAUACAGUCCAACAUCCUCGGCCAGAUCAUCUUCCCGAAACUCCGCGCUGCCGUGACCGCAUGGAAUCCCCGUCUCCAAAAGAAGAAACGAACACCGCCUCCCCACAUCUGGGUGUUUCAAUGGCUGCCAUAUCUAGGUGGGCACAACAUGGACGAGAUCCUCCGUGAAAUGCGCACCAAAUUUGGCGUGAUCCUCGACACAUGGGAUCUUUCUCGCGGCACAAUCGAAGGUCUUGAAGCGUGGAAGGAAGUCUUCGGCACGGACAAGCUGGAGCAAAUCCUAAUCCGCCACCUCCUACCACGCCUCGCCGUGCGCCUUCGCGCCGACUUCGAAAUAAACCCCGCCGACCAGAUCCUCCAGCCACUCGAAGACGUCUUUAAAUGGUCCGACUUCUUCAAACCUUCCACCCUCGGCCGCCUCAUGGACGCAGAAUUUUUCCCGAAGUGGCUAUCCAUCCUACACCAGUGGCUCACCGCCGACCCGGUCUUUACCGAAGUUCAGCAGUGGUACCUCUUCUGGCAGGAUGUCUUCCCUGCGGACGUCCGCGCUUCUCCCGCUGUCAUUGAAGGCUUCCGGAAAGGACUAGACAUGGUGAACGAUGCUCUUGACCUUGGCGACCGCGCAGCCAAAGAACUGCCCAUGCCCGCCGCCGGUCUUGUCAAGUCCUCCCGCACUACCACCAAGGAAGUCCCGCCACCGCUCAAGCCACAACCCCCAGGCGAGCUGAAGGAAACAACAUUCAGAGACGUGGUCGAGGACUGGUGUGCGGAACACAAUGUUCUGCUCAUUCCACUACGGAAGGCACACGAUGGAAGCGGGAGCCCGCUAUUCAGGAUUACGGCGAGCGCGAGUGGUGCUGGAGGCGUGGUAUGUUACUUCCGUGGCGACGUUGUGUGGUGCCAGGACCGUAAGGACAAGGAGAUGUGGAGGCCGAUGGGGUUGGGAGAAAUUUUGGAACUUGUGGAGGGGGUACACCGUUAGGAUAUGCUGGGGAGGGGGGAAUAUGAUUAAUGAAUGACACGGGAAAUUGCCAGGCG
Molecule: messenger RNA, 3151 nt
Organism: Tricharina praecox
Lineage: Eukaryota; Fungi; Ascomycota; Pezizomycetes; Pezizales; Pyronemataceae
Product: GC-rich sequence DNA-binding factor-like protein-domain-containing protein
Exons: 2
Coding region: 111-3095 (994 amino acids)
Biological process (GO): spliceosomal complex disassembly
Cellular component (GO): U2-type post-mRNA release spliceosomal complex
Molecular function (GO): nucleic acid binding
Source: RefSeq, a predicted model, not a curated record